Molecule: messenger RNA, 237 nt
Organism: Anisakis simplex (herring worm)
Lineage: Eukaryota; Metazoa; Nematoda; Chromadorea; Rhabditida; Anisakidae
Source: the annotation of a GenBank genome assembly
AUGGACGUUGUGCCGGGCAGUGGUUUCGUUGGAGACACCGGCAAUGUCUCGAUGUGUACUCCACUAAAGAUUUACCCGCUGGGCGGAGAAAGAGUCCAAGAAUUGUCAUAUCCACCAAUAACUUAUCACUACUCGGUAGGCACGAAUGCUCGACACGUAUACGUUAUCGGGGCACUCACCGAAAAUAACCACUCACAAUUGUAUGUUUGGGAUUUGCAUCGUGGAUGCGCUAAGUAG